AUGGUUAGUAUUGUUGAGAUUUAUGCCCGUGGGAAUAGGGCUGUUGAUGUCAAUCAACCAACUGGUCUUGAUAUCCAUAUCACCAAUGAUGGUUCUAGUUGGCUUUGGACAGCCUUUUCAAUUUUUGGAGUGGUUUCUUUGAUUCAUAUUUUUUUUUAUUUUCGUCAUCAUAAGAACAAUCUUUCUCAAGCAUUAUUCUACGUUUCUCCCUUAAUUGCUACCCUUUCAAUGACCUAUGCUUACUUCACUAUGGCCUCGAAUCUUGGUUGGACUGGUAUUGCAACUGAAUUCAACCAUGUUACAGUUAGCAGUGGUGGUAAUAUUCGUCAAAUUUUUUACGCGAGAUACAUUGGUUGGUUUUUUGCUUGGCCUGCUCUAUUACUAGCAAUUGCCUUUUCUUCUAACAAUAAAACAAAUUCUUUUGGUGUUCAUGCGUUAUCCUCUUGGAUCUUGAUUGUCUUAUCGGCUGAUAUCUUUGUUAUCAGCUUGUUAAUCGGUGCAUUAAUUGAAUCUUCUUACAAAUGGGGUUAUUUCACUUUUGCUAUUAUUGCACAAUUGUUUUCAAUCUUUUUAGUUUCUCAUCGUGUUUAUGGUAAGCUAUCUUCACCAUUUUUGUCAAAGAUUGGAGCUGGUCUUGUUUUCUUGCUUUGGAUUCUUUAUCCAAUUGCAUGGGCUCUUUCUGAAGGUGGUAAUGUGAUUGAGCCAGAUUCCGAACAAGCAUUCUAUGGUGUCUUGGAUGUUCUCACUUUUGCUGUCAUUCCACUCUUAUUUAUUCAUAGUGGUAGAAAAUCUAGCACUGCUCCAGCAACUUCUCCAGCAGUUGCUCCUGCCUCCAACAAACCUAUUGAACCUGAAACUGCAAGAAAUUCUGGUGAAACUAUUGUUUAA
Ascoidea rubescens DSM 1968 is the source of this 888-nucleotide messenger RNA. Its product is annotated as opsin family protein. The transcript has a single exon. Gene Ontology annotation, cellular component: plasma membrane; endoplasmic reticulum. NCBI's taxonomy places the organism in Eukaryota, Fungi, Ascomycota, Saccharomycetes, Ascoideales, Ascoideaceae. The record is from RefSeq and is a predicted model, not a curated record. Bases 1 to 888 code for a protein of 295 amino acids.